Cooperia oncophora is the source of this 507-nucleotide messenger RNA. The record is from the annotation of a GenBank genome assembly. NCBI's taxonomy places the organism in Eukaryota, Metazoa, Nematoda, Chromadorea, Rhabditida, Trichostrongylidae.
CUGCCAGGCUUUUUCGGACCCGAAGAAGACACAAUUUCACACCUGCGGAUUUGUUCACCGAAUCUAUCUCGCACUAAGUGUGACGCAUUCCUGUGCACUUCAAAGGACAUCAAAACGUACAAGGGUUCGCAAUACUGCGUCUGUGAUCCAUCGUUCUGGGCGAAAACUCGUCAUGAAGUGGUUCAAGGCCGGUUGAACAACUCGCGUGAGGAAAAGUUCGCUAUUGCAAAGCUUUAUUGUAAGAGCCCGAAUUGUUUGAAUGAAUUGGGAAGGAUUAUGUGUAUCGAGCAGAUAAUGAUGCCAGUUUUGUCAGCUCAAGCAUGUGUGUUCGAAUACCAGGAUGGAAGUUCGUCGAUCCCAACACGAAGAACCGUUCGCAAAUGGAUCAAUGUGAAAGAGAAGUUUUUCACUCCAGAAGAGCUGAGAAACUACGAUCUCGCCGCAAUGAAUGAAGUAGCAGUCAGACCAAACAUUAAUUCUGUUGGAGUCAGUGUUCGUCUCUUUUGA